GUCUUUCUAACGCACAAUACCCAGUGUCCACUCUAUCUCACAAUUGGCAUCUACGUCCUCUACCCACGCAAGCUUGUCAUUGAAAAAGUCCUUGGCUUUGGUGUCUAUGGAUGGCGGAAGCGACAUUCAACACGGAAACCCCCAGUCUGAUUUCAGCUUGAGUCGGUUUCUUGUAGAUUCCGUGGAAUUUUCCCAUUCUGCUUCCUACUUUGCUUUCCUAGACAGUUUUUGGGACAAAAUUAAGCUUCUCUGGGUACUUACUGCCACAUGGGUAUACGGAAACAGUCGCCAUUGUGCAAACUCUGUCCUUCCAGUGUAACAAACAAGAGCCCAGCGUGAGGUACCAACGCGUGACGUACGCCACGCACACUGCAGCACCAGUCCUGGGCGACCAGGACCCUCCGCGCCGACCGGCCGCAGCCAGAGGCCGCCCCAGCUUGGCGGCCCUCCACUGGGCCACAGGGCCCCGCCGGCUGUUUCUUCGCUCACCCCCGCCCUCCGCCUCGCCCGCCCUUUCCCGGUCUCCGCCCCGUCCUCCCGUGCUGCCCCGCGCGGGCCGCAGCUGUUCUGCCGGCGGCCGUCCCUCCCUGGCGCGCGGACCCAGAGCGCCACUCCGCCCCGCCCCCAAGGCAGGCAGCCGUCCCCCUACAUCCGGGUACCGACUCCAGCCGCCCAGAUUCUGGCACUAUGGUCAUGGCGGAGGGGACGGCAGUGUUGAGGCGGAACAGGCCGGGCACCAAGGCGCAGUGUUGUUAUGAGUAACUUACAGGAUUUCUAUAAUUGGCCUGAUGAAUCCUUUGAUGAAAUGGACAGUACACUUGCUGUUCAGCAGUAUAUUCAGCAGAACAUAAGAGCAGAUUGCUCCAAUAUUGAUAAAAUUCUUGAACCACCUGAAGGCCAAGAUGAAGGUGUAUGGAAGUAUGAACAUUUAAGGCAAUUCUGUCUUGAGCUAAAUGGACUUGCUGUCAAACUUCAGAGUGAAUGCCAUCCAGAUACUUGUACUCAAAUGACAGCAACUGAACAGUGGAUUUUUCUGUGUGCAGCUCAUAAAACUCCAAAAGAGUGUCCUGCUAUAGACUAUACUAGACACACGCUUGAUGGUGCUGCAUGUCUUCUGAAUAGCAAUAAAUAUUUUCCUAGCAGGGUUAGCAUAAAGGAAUCAUCUGUAGCAAAACUAGGAUCAGUAUGCCGUAGGAUUUAUAGAAUAUUUUCGCAUGCUUAUUUUCAUCACCGGCAGAUAUUUGAUGAAUAUGAAAAUGAAACCUUUUUGUGUCAUCGGUUUACUAAAUUUGUGAUGAAAUACAAUUUGAUGUCCAAGGAUAACCUGAUUGUACCAAUUUUAGAAGAGGAAGUUCAGAAUUCAGUUUCUGGAGAAAGUGAAGCAUGAAGGGAAUCGUACAGAAAAAUGUACUGAUCACAUAAUUAACGUUAAUUAUGUACUGUAUAUAUCAUUUUAGACACAUCAAUCAUGUAUCCAUAUUAUAGCUUCUUUGUUUAGAUUAGGUUUUUGUAUGCUGUGUGUUGCCUUUUAAAAGGGGAAAUACUUUUUAAGUUAUUCAUAAGCUGUAUAUUCACCGGUGUGGCACUCAUGGUUUUUUAAAUAAGAUUAGUAUUAUCUGUUUAUAAUGCCUGUUAAUAAAAGAAUUUACAGUUUGGUAAAAUUGCUGCUAAACAAUCAUUGGAUUACAAUCCUCAUCAAAUAAACCCAUAUAUAAAAAGAUGAGUAAGCUUGAGGUCUUGCACAAACCAUUUACUAAAGAGAUAGUAAUGUUUUCCUUUCAUUUUGUCCCUGAAUUUAGAUAUUAUAGAAAAUUCUAUAGAACAUAAACUGUAAACUUUUCCAAAAUGAGAUAAAAGUACUUUAAAAUUCUGUUUAUAGUUUUUGAUAUGCAUUUAUGAUUAUGUGUAUAUCCAAAUAUAAAUGCAAAUGAAGCAUUAGUAAUUCUUAUAUAAUCUUACUAUGCUAUAUAAAGUAUAUUCUAGGCCAGCAUACUUGGAAAGGAUAUACCUUUUUACAACAGUGGACUGUUACAUAUAAGUUGAUGCUAAUGAUAAGGCACAUAAAAGGUAUUCCCACUGGAAAUCUGUUCACCCCCUUCUCACUUCCCAUAAUCCUGUCUCCAGAUACUUUAGCUGAGAAGUCUUUCACCAGACUGUGACUUAGUGGUGACUUAUACCUGUUUAUACUCAUGUUUGUAUUAAUUGCUUACAGAUUUACCUCAUAUUAGCAAGUAUAUUACACUACAAGAAAGAUGUGUUGGCAUAGGCUCUUUGUUUUGUGAAAAUUUUCUAACUACUUGGAAAACAGACCUUAAAGCCAUUUGAUUCUUCCUCUCAGUAAUAUUAAUCUUUUCAUCUUACUCUAGGCAGCAUUAAAUAGAGUUGAAGAAAUAUUAUAGUAUUUAUUUUGUACCCUUUCUCCACAAAAUUUGAAUUAAAUACAUAUGUGAGGUUAUUUGCAAUAAUUGAUGCAAGGGUGUUGAUGAAUGGCCAUACAUUUUUUAGACUUUGUUGUAGCAUAUAAGAAUUUGGGUGCAGAUGUAACGAUCUUAUAAUCUAUUGAAUGCAGUUUUUCAUGGAGUACUAGAGAGGUCUUAUUGCCAAAUUGAUUGUAAUGAGGCACUAAGAUAGGGUAGAAAAAUUAUACAUGUAGUGAAGAAAAUACUUAAACUCAUCUCUAAGACAUAUUUAACAAAUGUGAGAAAAUUUUUCAUUUAAAAUAGUUAUUUUGAAAUGAAGAUGAAAAUGUAUUCAUCUUGAUUGUCUUCAAAGAAAUUAUUUAUACCAUAUUAUGAGACAAGUAUGCAAAGAAAAAAAUAUGAGAAAUAGUAGCAUACUGAGAGUGUGUGUAUAUAGUUUAUGCCUUUCCAAGGCUGCCAAUCGUUUUGGCUUUGAACAGUACUGUCCCAGCAGCCACAGUCCUUAUUGUACCCCAACUCACAGCUAUCUUUUAGAAGUUUUAUGUUCACGGUGAAAGGAAUGUUGAGUUUGAAAUUAUACGUUUUUUUUUAAUGUCACUAUAAACUAAUGGAAUAGUAAUUUUUAAGCAAACUUGCUGAAUAUUGAGAGAAUAACCUACUAAGUUAAAUUAUAGAUAGCAAUGUAGCUCUUCUCUCUUGAUGGUUUCUCAUAAUGGCUUUCUGUUACUUGACUAUUUUCUUGGUGAACAUUAGAACUAAAAUAGUGACUGGAAUUGGUUAUCUGGCUAAGGAUUUUGAAACACAUUUUGAAUAAUAUGACUUAGUGUUUAAUGGGGAAAUAAAAUGAUAUUUUUUCGUAUUCA
Molecule: messenger RNA, 3283 nt
Organism: Oryctolagus cuniculus (rabbit)
Lineage: Eukaryota; Metazoa; Chordata; Mammalia; Lagomorpha; Leporidae
Source: RefSeq, a predicted model, not a curated record